This is a messenger RNA of Heterostelium album PN500, 1224 nucleotides long. RefSeq lists its product as uncharacterized. Lineage: Eukaryota; Evosea; Eumycetozoa; Acytosteliales; Acytosteliaceae. The transcript is spliced from 4 exons. The record is from RefSeq and is a predicted model, not a curated record. The coding region runs from base 1 to 1224 and encodes 407 amino acids.
AUGACUAAAAGAAAUAGUUUAACUAUAGGGUCUUUAAAUAUAAACGAUAAAAAUAUAAGCCAUUCCUCUUUGGAAGAAAUAGUAUCUAUUAAAAGUAAUAGUAUAAAUAAUCAUUUCAUUAAAGAACAUAAUACUUCUCUUGAAAAGAUUUUCAUAAACAACAAUAUCGAACCGAACCUUGAUGCCGAGAUACAUAAACAAUUAGAUGGCGCCGAUGAUAGAUCCAUAAAUUCCAAUGCUAUUGAUGACAACAUCAGUGUUUCCGGUUUGACUAAAGAAAAUGAAAAGAAAAAGAAAGAAAUCGUAUAUAGUGUAGAUUAUGUCGAAACUAACCCGCCUGCAGUCCAUUCAGUCUUAAUUCGAUGUAUAGUAUCAUGGAUUUUUGGUUUGAUUGCUGCUGCUUACUCUUCUCUUGCAGCUCCAUACAUGUCAUUUGUUUGUGGUCUUGUCUAUUACAAUCUCUACCGAAUGUCUAACAAUACUGGACGUUUGCUAUUACCACCAGUCUAUACCAUCAUGAUGAAAACCAUCCAGAUUGCACUUGAUCUAAUAUGUGUAAGAUGUGCUCAUUCUGCAUCCAAUCUAUUUCUUUUCGUCAGUAGAAUUAUUGCUUCGUACUACUCGUUCGCAGUACUUAGUUUCAUUCACAAUCCACAAGCACUCAUCUCUGUAGUUCUUUCAAAAGUGGGUCUGCAUAUAUUUCUUUCAUUGUUCAUGGUUUUCCCAAGCAUAGAGGCGAGUAUAGUAAGUUGGCUACCUCAAAAACUGAUAAAGUGGAAGAAAGAGUUUGAAAAAGGCGUACAAGAUGCAGACGAAGAUAUUAUCCUUAUUAAAAACGAAUACGACAGAAUGUCAGUGGAGAAAGAACCACACUAUGUGCGUCUACACAUAUCAGCUACCAACCUAUCGUUUUCAAUGGUUUGUGAUCUAAUAUCUAUUGUUAUGUUGUACAGUUUCUAUACAUUUGGUAGAUAUGGACCAGCUAACUCUCAUUACAACGAACUUUUUCCUUUCGAGAUCCAAGAGCACUUUAAUAUAUUUUUUAUAUUCCUUGCUAUUUGCUUUGCUACACUUUCAUUCGGAUACAUAGUAAUCAUGGUCAUUCUGAAUUAUAUCAUCAAAGAACUUGAACUAAAACGAGUUCUUCAUCUUCUAUCGGUCAAUUGGUAUCCAAUGAGAAACUUUUAUAUUAUGUGCGUUAAUUUUAUGAUGUCAUAUGAUUAG